Messenger RNA from Caenorhabditis auriculariae, 9329 nucleotides. The record is from the annotation of a GenBank genome assembly. Lineage: Eukaryota; Metazoa; Nematoda; Chromadorea; Rhabditida; Rhabditidae.
AUGAAGGCAAGGAUCCACGAGGAAAGAGAGGACACCUCCGAAGUUGAAAAGCCUUCGGAUGUGUCGACGGGGAGAAAAGACAACAAGGACAAAAGGAAAGUGAAAAGGGAAGCGGCUGCCGAGGUCGGCAGAAGCCGCCACAGCCGCCUUUCCAUGCUUCUCCUUCUCUUGCCGCUCUGCCUUCUGGCCGCCGACGACGUCAAGCAGCAGUUCACUGUAGGCUGUUAUGACCAAUCCCACUUAGUACUUUUGUGAGAAAAUUGUUUUUUUUUCAAGUUUUAUGUAGAGUGCUUGAAAUGCGGGAAGCUUAGGUAUAGCAUAUUUUAUUCUGGCUUGGGACAGUGAACGGGCGGUUCAAAUUGCGCGGCGAAGGUAGAUCACGGCAUCUACCCCUGCGCCUUCCAUAUUUCUCUCUCUUCUGAAUUCGUCGAAUUACAGAAGACCUGAAAACAAAUUGAAUGAAUAUAUAGCCCAUCCCGCGCCAGCUUGUCACGUUUUUCUUUUCGCCAAAGAGACCGUAUACCGAAUUAGAUCAAAACAGAGCAUCUUCGCUUCAAGACUUCUGUUUCGUGCUGUCUUUUUAGCAGUAUUGUAGAGAAAAAAAAGAAAAAAAAAACUGAAGACAAUAAAAACCAUAAUAAAUUACAGAAUGAAGCUCUUUUUAAAGAUGCAUCUCAGUUUCUUUCAAUUUUAUUCGACGAAUUCUUCUCGGAAACGGCAUUUUUGGAAAUAUUUCGCUUGGCAAAGCUAUUUUGUGUCUUUUUUCAUUUAAAGAGAUUUUUUAUAAUUUAAUACACAUUCAGAAUAUGCCAAAAACUUGCGAGAACCAAGAAAAGAAUUGCUUUUUUUCCAAGCACUAAAUCCACAAAACUCGACUCUCAUCUCCGCGCCCCUAUUGCUUUAAACCGUGCCGCUGUUGCAUCUGCCACGCCUACUCAUCUCUUUUAUUGUUCGGAGCUGUAAAAAAAAAACUAACUCUGCCUUCGAUCAAAUAUUCAGGCUUCACUUGUUUUAAUUUCAGGAGCACUUCAACGUAGAGGAGAGCCAGCUUGAGAGCGUCGAGGAGUUGCUUCUGAAACUGAGAAAACUUGCGCAUUCGAGAAUCUUUUCUGGGAGGAAGUUCGGGAGCGACGUCAGUUUGCGGUGAUUAGUGACGCAUAGAUUGAGUUGAGGCUGUCGAAGACUCGAAGAAGGACGUCGCUAUCAGUAUCGAGCAGGCUAAUGUCGGCAAAGACGUCUCUCCCUACCUUUUCGAAGGUCCAAAUUACUGCUCGUGUUCGACAAUAGCGUUAUUCCAGGCGACAUCUUCCUUUCGAAGCACCAAGCUAUCGACAUUCUCAAGAAAGUUUCCAAUAUCAGAGGGAGCAAACGUCAUCGAAGGUUCAUAAAUCAUUUUGAGUUACUCCUAACGGAGUAGUUAAAGUUAAGAAAAGAUAUUGAUCUUAUUAUAAGUCUAGAAAAAAAUACAAACAAGCGAAACGGUGAAAUAUUUUCAUUUUUGGAAAAAAAAAGUGUGAGAAAAAAGCUCAGAGGUGUGUGUAGUAUGUUAUGGCCCGAAAAAUGAAUAUAUGAUUUGAAAGAACUCACGUUGAAAAUAUUCAUAUAAUAUUAAGAGGAUGAGAUUAUGUGAUAUUACUUGGCAGUCCCGAAAAUGUUUGUGUCGGGAAUACGGCGCUCCCAAACGGGGUGGGGAGACGUCAAAAAAAUUUGGCGCGAAAAAACAAAAUUUCAAGUUAUCAGCCAAAGGCGAUCGAACAAACAAAUUAUUAACGUUUAAUACUCAUGUAAUUUUUGACGUAGAAUGACGUCACUUUUUCCGGAGAGCGCACUUUUUUUGUAAUUUCUGAAACUUUGACGCCUCGCUCACGUUCCCUCACCCCAUUAGGAAUGCUGUGGAAAAUAGAAAUUCAAACGCUUUAAAAUAAGGUAUUCAUGGCCAUCGGAUAAUGGGUCCUGACACGAUAAAAGAAGAGAAAGUGGCUGGUUGGUGGAGAGCGCAGACAAGCCACGCCUCCUAUGGUUUAUGUUUUGAAUGUACAAUGACGUCAUUCCGAAACGCUCCGUGGAUGGCUCGCUCUCCGAUUGGUUUAUCGCACUAUUAGGGGGCGGAGCUUGGGCGAGGACUUGAAAUUUGAAAUCUGAACAGACUAUAGGCUAGACGGUUUUUUUGAAUUUCGCGGAAUCUUUUUGUACACGACAUUCAAGCUACUGAAUAUAUAUUCCGCAUGGUUUUUGAUGGAAUGAACAGAAAUCGCACUCUUUCAGAUCGUUCGUUUCGGAUCAGGCGGCGAAAUGGAGCAGCUCCUCGCCGAUCAAAUACCGGUUUCACGAGAGCCUGAGUGAGUCUGACUUUUAGGUAGGCUUAAAGAGAAGCCUUCAGACUUCUACGGCGUCAGUCAGAUCAUCGCCGCGAUCCGUUUCUGGGAGGAUUCCACAUGUCUGACGUUCGAAAACGCGCCCGACGCACUCGUCGGCGAGGACUACAUCGAGUUUUUCCAAGGACAAGGGUGCGAAGAUAUCGCUUCUCUCUCUGUCUUUUUUCCAUCUUUUUCCGGGCAUUCAUACGUAUCGAAGCUACGCUACUACUGGGAAUGGAUCGAACUGCGGAAAUUUCUAGCGAUCUUUCUUUUUGAAAAAGAAACUUGUAAAAUGGGAAUUAGCUCAUUCGGACUCAAAGAACGGAAAAUUAAUCCAACUAAAUUGAGAAAACCUAAAAAUAAAUCGGACAAGGCUUUUUAAUCUGACGUGCGCAGUUAAUCCAUGUUUCUAUUGCAAAGAUCGUUUUCCACUGGGAAAAUUACUUUGAGUUUAAAAAUAUUCAAAAACAAGGCUUCAUAGAACGUUUAGCCAGCUAACUAUAGUCUGUGGGCCAAAUUUCACGGAACGAUAUUCCGCUGUUCCGCUGCGUGCGUUCGUCUUUCGAAUCUAGGUCACGCUUUCGAUUGAUUGUUAAUGCUGUGGGAGCACAUGAAAGUAAAGUACCUUAAUAAAAGAAAAAAAAAUUUAAAGCGCGACCAAGGUUCGCAAAGGCGCGCAGCGGAACAGCGGAAUGUCGUUUGGUGAAAUUCCAAGUCGUGGUACACAGGCUAUAACUAGUAAACUUCUCUCAAAUUAUCUCGUCAAGACAAAAAUGUGAAGUUUCGUAGAUGCUACUCAAUGAUCGGACGCAACGGCGGCAGGCAAGGCGUUUCAAUAGGCGAAAACUGCUUGAAGGUCAGUUGCUGGUAGUUGCUCUCAAAUGUUUCAGUUGUAGAUCGGCGUCAUCGAACACGAGAUCGGCCAUGCCCUCGGUCUUUGGCAUGAGCAAAGUCGCCCCGACGCAACUUCUUUCAUUACAGUGGGCUAUCGCAUUUUGUGUGUAGCUGAUUAUUCACAGCUGGCUUGAGUCGUCGAAAAAAGGGUCCUGACCUUAGGAUCUCCAGAGUGGUCCCUAUAGGUAGGGACCGCAGACGAAUUUUCAAAAAAAUUUUUUCAGCAUUGAGCUUUGUAUGGUUUGAUAGCUGAUUCGAUUCAAAACUCAGAACCAUUUAGUUUUUCAAAAAAGAUCGAGGAUGAAAAAAGUUAUGACAAAAAAUGUGGCGCGCCGCGCACCAUUUUUUUAGUACUGAAAUUUUGGUAUUAUCCAUUUUUGACAUUUUUCUCGAUUUUUCUUCUAGAACAAGUUUCGAUACUGGUUUAUUAUGAUGUAAGGAAUCAUAAUAGAGGGCUAAAAUAAUGCAAAUUUGCUAGUUUGCCGAAAAAGUCGGUAUUUUCCAGAAAACAAAAAACUGACUCUUGGGGGCAUCGAACUCGCGACCUCAAAAUGAAUAAUCGCAGCGCACGCGCUGCGCCAAGCUGUUAGGUCCAACGCGGGGAGCUUCCAUCCGCCAUACCCUUGAGCCGUUUGAAUAGCACAGAUUGCCUAUUUCAAAAAGAAAAUCUUGAAGUAAUUAAGAUAUUUUUAUCAGAAUAUGUUCGCAAAUCUUUACUCAAACUUUCCGUGAAAAUUCACUUCGAAAAAACUGUUUUUUUAGUGCUUUUUGCCUCGUUUAACGAUCGCUGCAUUAAAAACGGCCCCGUAAAUUUUUUUGGCAAAGACGAAUUUUUUUAUUUUAUUCUUUUAAUUGAAAGAUUUUUUUACUAAUAAAUGUAUAUAAUUGUUUGAAAAAAACCUGCGUUCGACCGCUUUUCUGUGUGAUAAACGCCGCUAAUUUUAUUCUCUAGUUUCAAGAGCAUUUUUGUGUAUUAAACAACUUUUUCAAGCACAUAUUUUGUGGAGAAAUAUUUAAGUAAGCCCAUGAUCUAAAUUUUGAAAAAACAAAAACUCGAUUAUAUUCGCACAUUAACGAUAUUUUGAAUUAUGACUUUCGGCACUCCCUAAAAUUUUUGGCAAAGACGAAUUUUUUAUUUUAUUGUUUUAAAAUUACCGUUACUUGAAUCAAAAUCAUUAUAUAAAAAAAGAAAGAGUGCGUUCGACCUGAAAACACAUGAAAAAGCAAAAAAUGACAAAUUUUUUUAGUUGCAUUCACGUUUUUGUACGACAUUCCGCGAGAACGCAUCAAAAAAGCGUGAAAUGUUUUUUAAACGAAAGAGGAAGCUUUUCUGUACAUGUGUGUCAAAAUUUAUUAUCCAGUUCCACAUAUUUUGCAACUACAACAAAAUGAAAGUUGAAAACCAAAAAAAAGCCACUUUUUCUAUCGCGAAAAGGGGCGUGGCUUUGCGGUCCCUACCUAUAGGGGCAACCUUAGGGGCCUUUGGAGGGUCCCCUCUAGAUACCACUUUACCAACUCCCUAUAGGGCUUGCGAAAUUGGUCCCUAUAGGGAUUUUAGUUAGUGGCCCCCACAGGAGACAAAACUGUAUUUUGAAAAAAAAAAGCGAUUUUUGAAUGAAAUCGAAAGACCCCUACAGGAACCACUCAAGCUUUAAGAGUUGAGGGGUCAGAUCCUAAACACCUAUAGGGACCACCUUGGUUUUACCCGUUUACACACCACUUUUUUUUCGGAGCACACCUCUUUUCGCGACAGUCCAUGAAACAAUUCUUUGAUCCAGUCAUUUUUUAGAAAAGAAAAACAGUCCAUUCGGAAGUUACUGUGAUAUUUUGCCAGGACUUCCAUAAGAAUCGCCUAUUUCAAGUCAUCGUCGAGAUGGCAGUUGUAGAUUGCAGAUCGAACGGGACUUCAUUCUUCCCUCCUACAUCAGCGAUUUCCUUCAACGCGACAGAGAUGAAAUCGACACACUUGGAAUACCGUACGACUUGGGAUCCGUGAGCAUACUGUAGCGUUGAUGAAGAAAAGAAUAAGUUGAAAGAGUUUCGCAGAUGACUUUCGCAACAAAAGGUGUUUUCUUGAGAGAAGUAAUUUGUAUAAUUUAAAAGAUACUUUCUGUUAAGAGCAAUAGGGUUUCAUAGGUUUAUGUAAAACAUGGAAGACGUGGCGAAGUGGGCUACCGUUCACCAGUAUUUUUGUGAAAGAGAAAGUGUUCUUUGAUGCAUUAGAUAAUGACCUGAAAAAUUCCGAAAUUUCACAUUUUUCUAGUUGUCACGAACGUGAAAAAAAGCUCUCAGAUGCCGGAUUAUUGAGAAUUUUUGAGCUCAUGUCCCUCAAAAGCGGGAAGCUACUUAGAAACUCCAGAGGGGUCACUAUAGGGGCAACCUUAGGGGCCACUUUGCCAACCCCUAUAGGAGACAUGCUAAUAGACAAUUUUUAUGUACUCUAUAAAAAGAAGCAUUCCCAUGCAAAAAUAUUGAAUGAACAAGCGAUUUUCUAAUGAAGUUGAAAGAUCCCUAUAGGGGCCACUUAAGGUUUAGGGGCUACUAAGAAAAGUUUAGAAGACCCCUAUAGGGGUGAAAUAGGGGCCGCCGUAGGGAAAAAUUUUAGGUGCCCCUAGAAGGAACCACAAUUUUCCCCCAAUAAGGGCCCCCUAAACUUUCCUUAGUAAGCCCUAAACCCCUAUAGGAACCACUUUUUCGGCCCCUAUAGAAGUUGUGCCUUUAUUCGCCUGUUUCCUGGAGUAAAUUCGCCCACAAAUCCCUCGAAUUUCCGUUUCAAAAAAUAAUAAAUUUAUUCCAUAGAAGUCUAUGUCGUUUUUGAGAUUGGUAUCAAUAUAAAUGUGAUACCUGCAGGUGAUGCACUACGGGAGCACGGCCUUCAGCUCGGACCAGAUGAGCAAAACACUUGUCACGAGGUGAGGCGACAUCGCGACUGCGAAGACUGAAAUGUUGUAGAGACCCCUUGUACCAGAGCACUAUUGGACAAAGAGAAACGCUCUCUUUCUACGACAUUGCGACCAUCAAUGAAGCUUAUUGCAAAGGUUCUUCCUUUAAGUUCCAUUGUCAAGUUUUGAGGAAAUUUGCGCUAAUGAAAAAAGUAUAAAUACUCGGACGUUGGUAACGCGAAACAGACCUACUCCGGACGUUUCUGAGAAGUUCUAAGGAUCACUCAAGUGUGCUAACGCUACUAAAGUGGUCACUAGAAAUGCCCCGACACGUCCCAUUCGCGUUCUACUAGUGUGGGAACUCUAGAGUCGUUGGUUUCAGACAACUGUCCCAAAGUCCACGAAUGCCAGUUCGGCGGCUACCCUCAUCCGAGCGACUGCAGUACUUGCAUCUGUCCCGACGGACUCAGCGGAUCUCACUGUGACACUUUUCUCCCCCCAAAAAGUUACAUCGUUUCGACCCCCUGAGAUUAUUGUUCCAUUCAGACGCCGAGUGCGGAGGUUCGAUGAUGGUAGCUGAGGAUUGGGUGGAAAUUAGCUCUCCGAACUAUCCAGAUCCUGGCUACGAGCCCGACCAGAAGUGCUCGUGGCUUUUUAAGGUGACUCAAAAAAUCUCUGAUACUAAGGAAUUUCAGAGUGGUCUCUAUAGGGGUUCGGGGGAAAACCAGCCCCAAAAGGAGCCUUAAAAGUGGUCCCUUCAGGGUAAAGGUCUUUAUAGGGGUUUAGGGUCUGACCCCUUCCCUUACUUAGGUAUAGGAGAGUGAUCCCUAUAGGGAUAGGGAAACAGCCCCUAUAGAAGACAGAAAAGAAGUCUCUCAAGGGGUUUAGAGCCUGACCCCUUAGCCCCUAAAGCUUUAGUGGUUCCUAUAGGGGUUGCUAAAGUAGUCCCUAGAGGGUCUGUGCUCAGACUGUUCAAAUUACUCUGUGCGCAAGUUUUUGAGUCGGGAAGAAUCAGGUCGAUUGUUCGAGAUGUACCUAUACAAUUUCCAACUUGUUUACUAUCUCUCUUGACUAUAAACUUUUAACUUAUUUUUUCAUACUUACUAUGUUUAUUUAAGGCUCAUAACGCCGAAAAUCGACUCGAGUUUGAAUUCAUUGACGACUUUUCAUUUCUCUGUACUUCGACGUGUGUAGACUUCGUAGAGCUGAAAAUUUCGAGCGACUUGAAGAACACUGGUUUCCGGUAUACAAAAUUGAUAUUCAUUAAGACAUUGUGUAUGCAGGUUUUGUUGCUACGAACCUCCAAAAGGCAGCUUUGUCUCUGAAACAUCAACUGCGGUUGCCAUCUUCCGAUCGCAGCUUUCCAACGACGUCGGCUUCAAGAUGCGUGUCCGAAGUAGUGAGUCUUUUCAGAGACUCAAUAUGUUUCGAACACUGAGAAUCAUUCUAACAUUUUCAAAGGCUAAAAGAAAUUAUUGCAGUGGUGUUAAAUUCAAAAUUUUUUUUAAGUUAGGAGAAAAAUAUAAGAUCUUAUGAGUUAGAAAUGACAAGAGAGUACCGAAUAUUGUGGAUUCCAAUUGUAAAUUUUUCCUGUUUUCUUCUCAAUUCAAUUCAACCAUUUGAAGGCAAAAAGUCUUUCCUUUUUACUGCCCUUUUCCGUCCUUUCAUCGGCCUUCAUUCACCUUUUUUGGACCUUUUUGAGAAACUAAAUUUUUCUAAAGUGACAAUAAUUUUUACCAGUGACUGUGUAUGAACCAAAAUGUGCUACAGUAACAAAAUCGGAAAUAAUCAAUGGCCGAGAAUUUCUUCGCCCUUUUUGCGGCCUUAUUUCAGCCUUUUUUGAGUCUUUUUAGCAUACCAAUGAUGAAAGGCUCAAUAAAGGCCGCAAAACGGAAACCCUUUUGGCGGUCAUUUUGCACCCGUUUUCCGCACUUUCCACUUUAGCAGUGUUCGUUUGUGUUCUCAUGAAAGUUCCCAUUAAAAGAUCCGAAAAUCUCUUUGCAGCCAGACAGCCUCCAAGAACGACGCCGGCACCGCCCGUCGCUACGACAACUCGUUUAGCACAUCUUUCGGACGGUCACCGAAUUGAGUCGUUUCAGAGACGCCAGUGACCAUCUCCGGCCGGAACGUCUGGGCCGAGUGGGGUCCCUGGUCGGACUGUUCUCGCAGCUGCGGCGGUUGUGGCAUCCGCAGCCGCAUCCGCACCUGUCGCACCAGCAAAUGCGAGUAAGUUCAUCAACAUGUUCUGAAACGCGAAAAAAUUUUUGCUUCCCAUAUUUCUCUCCAAUUUCAUAGCCAAUUCAACAAAACGCUCAUUGAAUUCUCUGACAAGGGGGGUCAUUUUUUGCAUCACGGCAAUGGUGGAGCUUAGACUUUGAUUCGUUAUAACUCUACUUAAAAACACAAGGCGCUGUUUUUUUCACUAAUUUAGUGCUCUGCGAAGUUUCCUUAAAUUCCCAACCUUCCCUCGUUAAACUCUGGUAAGACAUGCUUGAAAUCAUCUAGAGUCCAACCAACUAUAUUUAUUUUUUGUUAGCUUUGCAAAAAUGUCAGAAGAAACGUGCAAAACAUGUUUCAACUUGAAAUAGAAGUCGAUAAGCGUUUUUUUUUCGCGUUUUUUAAGAGAUGUGCUCUGGGUUGGCCAUAGUGUUGCAACGCGGUCGCGAAGCGGUCGAAAAUUUUCCACUUUUCGAACUUUUUGUCUCGGAAUUUCCACAGAGUGUGUGUAUGGGGCAGUGAGUGAUCGAAAAUGUGCCAUGCAGAAAAUUUAUUGGAUGUAAUUUACGAUGCGACUUCGGCCAUCACCCUCGGCCCAGCUGCGUUUUUCAGAUUUCAAGCCAGAGAUAAUUUUUGAGGUUUUGAUCGAAGAAAAAUGUUGUUAGAAUUAGUUUCGAAGAGUGCUGACUUGAAUCUCGGAGCAACGGUUUGCAGCGGCCGGAGACAAGAGUUCAACACGUGCAACCUGAACGCGUGUCCGGUGGACCGACACUGCGCGUUGCUGUCCAACAACCGUCUCUGUGACGGCAAGAUAUGCACCAAGUUGUCCAGUCGGCUGUACUCCACUCCAACCGGGACGGAUUUCAGGUCGACGCCGACGAUCGCCUCCUGCGACCAGCCACAGUGCUGCCCGCCUUUCGUCAACAUCGACGGCACUUGUCACUUGAACGCGCCACUCAAUGACUUCCUUUCUCCUUAA